This is a messenger RNA of Caenorhabditis auriculariae, 1755 nucleotides long. Lineage: Eukaryota; Metazoa; Nematoda; Chromadorea; Rhabditida; Rhabditidae. The record is from the annotation of a GenBank genome assembly.
AUGCAGGUAUCGCCGAUCCCAAAGUUCAAGGGCGACAUCCUGAUCAAACUGAUACGAUUUCGUUUUCUGAAACUAACUAUACAUUGAAAAAUUGAAUGAAAACAAGAUAAAUGAUAUUUAAAAAAAUGCGCGUUUGAGAACAGAAUAUUUUUGGAAAUUCCAGUUUACUGUAGUCGGAACUUUGCGCGACACCGUGACGGUAUCCGACAUUUUUUGAUCAAAAAAAAAUUGAAAAUGCUCAAAAUUGUAAUUUUUUUAUUUGUACUUUUUGUACUUUUCGUUGGUUUUUUUAACUUGAGGAUUUGUCGGAGUUGUUAUGAUACUUUAAGUGUAUUUAUUUAACUCUCCAUUAUAAUCUCCUCGCGUCUCAUCAAUACUUCCUUUUUUUCAUAAGCCUUACUUUCCUGGUAUUUAUCGAUUUCUCAAGGUUUCAGUGAGGUGAACUUCCGUAAUGCAGCACUGUUAAUGCAUAUCAGUUGACAAACAACAGCUGGAAGGUAACUAGGUAGGACAAUGUCAGAAAUGUUCUUUCAAGUCUUCUCAAGUUUCAGUUUCGGUCGAUUUCUUGACGGUUUGAAAGAUUUAUUCGGAAGAUUUAAGCCGACAAGUUUUGGAAACCGGUACGUUUAUUUCUCAGAAAUUUUAACGAAAAGUUGUAUUUUCACAAAAAUUCAAAAAGACGAUUUUCAAUUCAAAAAGACGAAUUUCAAUAGCCGACAAGUUUUGGAAACCGGUGCGUUUUCAAAAUAACCGUUUUCGUAAAUAGGAAAGAAGAAGAAGCCAUCUUUUUCACGUUUCCAUUGGGUUUUCUGGAGCCAAUAUUUCUUUAUGCGAAAAUACCAGUCUGGAUGCACAUAAUUCAAUAUCGGCCGUAGUUAUUAUACUCAAUAAUUUGGUGCCGCCCAAUACCAGACGCUUCUUCUUCGUUUUCCUUUCCAUCGUCUCAACCAGCUACUUUUUUCUAUUUAUAUUCAUGUUCAUUGGGUAUUGGUUGUCAAAAAUGUUUAUUAGAAAUUGGAGGACAUGUUUUGUGAAAUGAAAAAUCGUUGAGGUUUUUUUAGGUAUUGAUUCACUUAUCUUUUUCAAACAGACCUCAAAUUCCUGUUGUUUCAAACAAUGUGUUCCUUUAACAGUUUGAAACUGAAUAUUCGCGAAACUCCGUUAUUCUGAGGUUUUUUUUUCGUUGACUUCAGGAAUUCCAAAGUGGUUCCUACAAAAGCAACCUUCGAAGCCCUUGAAGGAUCCCCACUAGGGAACACUUCAGAUACCCCCAAAGGGGGUACUAAAAUUAUCAAAAGUGGUCCCUACUGGGGGCAUGUCAGCCGAUUAUUGUUAUGAACUUCAUGAUAAGAAGCAUUUUCAUGCAAAAAACAAGAUAAAUCAACUUUAUUCGAAUGAAAUAUAUCAACAGAGGACGAUUUAUCAAUCUUAUUUUUUUUUUAAUUUUCAAAUCUUAUUUUCUUUCAUUUAGCUUCUCCGAUUUCUUUAAAACCAAAACGAUUUUGAAAACCUGAAAAAAUAAACAUUCUGUGUAUAAUUUGUUUUCUCCAAGAUCCCCCUAGUCUUUGAAACCAAAAGGCCUAAUUUGUAAAGCCUGCGACAAAGGUAAUAAAAAGAGGGGCGGGACGGAAAACGGGCAUGUUUGGCGGUUGAUGUAUGCGGCAAAGGGAACGACUCCUUGGGGAGGACUUCUGGAGGCUCCGCCCCUCGUCUGAAAUGGCCGGCGCUGCUCUUCCUGUUGCCAAUCCGGCUUGA